AUGGCUGAGAAGCGCAAGUUCACGGGUGCCGGCAAUGCGCCACAUAAGGCGCCCAAGCUAGGCGCGAAAGGCUCUUUCGCAGCCAAAAUGAUGGCCAAAAUGGGUUGGAAAGAGGGCGAAGGUCUGGGUAUGGAGGGCGAAGGCGUCGUCAACCCCAUUGAAGUCAAGUUGCGUCCGCAGGGUGCAGGUGUUGGAGCUGUUAAAGAGCUCACGGAGCAAUACAAGGAGGAAAAGCGCAGAGCGGCCGAGAAGCGCGGCGAGCAGUAUGAAGACAGCAGCGAGGAGGAACGAAAGGCGCGCAGAGAGCGCAAGAAGAAGUCUGCCGGCGGGAUCAGUGGUGAUAGCGGCGCGAGUACGCCAAGCGGACCGCGAAAACCCAAGACCAAAUAUAAGACAGCCGCAGACGUGCGAGCUGCGGCGCCAGGACUACAUGUUCCGCCACAGAUGCUCAGCUCCAUUGUUGAUGCGACCGGUGCACAGACAAAAUUGCUAACAAGUGCAGCGGGGUUGAUGACUGCUUCUGGAGUACCAGCAGAGUCAGAGGCGGAAAAGAUCGCAAAGAGAGAAAGGCUAGAGCUUGAGGCUUUCAUCGAGGCAUGGCAUGGAGUGCAAGAGCAGAAAGCUUACAUCGAGGAGCACGCGGGACAACAACACCUGGAAGCGGAGGCCCAAAAAGAAGAUCUCGAGAGAUUACAAGGUGUCCUGGAAGCCAUUGAAGGUCUCCGCCUAACGACAGCUGCAGGAUCUGGCAGCGAUGAUGUUGAAGCAGAAUGGACAGCACUCAUUGCCAAGCUUGAGGAUCUUCAGAACGAACACAAACAUGAAAUCGAGAAGUAUGAUCUCCAAGAAGCAGCUGUCGGCGCGCUCUUCCCGCUGUUCAAGAAACAACUGGCUAGCUGGUCACCUUUAGAGGAUCCAACAUUCCUGGCAUCUGAUCUGGCUUGCAUAAAAGCUUUGCUAGGACUCCAACCUCGAGAGGAAAUUGUCACUGCCCGUAACCUCGGCGAUUUGGACGAAAGCUAUGCCAGAUCGAACCGCCAGAAAGCGACCACUGCAUACGAGACUUUAAUUUAUACCAUCUGGCUACCCAAGCUUCGAACAACUAUCACGAAUUGGGACGUCCUUAAUCAUACGCCUUUAACAUCACUGGUUCAGGCAUGGCGACCACUGCUACCACCAUUCAUAUACAGCAACCUUAUGGAUGUGCUGAUAGUUCCCAAGCUAAGCACAGCACUUACAAUGUGGGAUCCCCGCAAGCGAAAGCAUCACCACAAGACUGCUACCGUGAAACACGCCCGACCCCACACCUGGCUAUUCCCUUGGCUACCAUACCUGCCGCAGUACCACCUCGACCCCAAGGCCUCCUCAGGAUUCCUGGUCGAGCUGAAGCGACGCCUGAGGCAAGUCCUGGACGGAUGGAACGUCUCGUCAGGCGUACUGCCUGGCUUAUUGGAAUGGCGUGACCUUCUUCGCUCAGAGCUUGAUCAUGUUCUCGUCAGACACCUGUUGCCCAAACUCGCACGGUACUUGUCCAUGGAAUUCGAAGUCGACCCAGCCGAUCAGGACCUCACAGCACUGGAGAAUGUCUUCAAAUGGGAAGAAUUUUUCAAGACCGACGUGUAUGUGCGGCUGCUUGUCGCCGAAUUCUUUCCAAAGUGGCACUCGAUCUUACACCUCUGGCUAACAUCUGAUGAUCCAAACUUCGACGAGAUUCUGCAGUGGUUGACCUGGUGGCAGCAGCAAAUUCCAGAGAAGUAUAGCUCACAUCCGGACAUCGUGAAAGAAUGGGAUAGAGGCAAAGAGAUGGCCAUCAAAGCUACGGAGCUUCAAGACGAGGGCAGAUCAAUGGCCGAGUUGGCUGCUCCAGCUGCUGGCCCUUCACGCCCUAUUGCGAAGGAGGUUGGCAAGAAGCUUGCAGCGCAGGAAAAUGCCGCGAGUCGCCCCAUUGCUGGCGAACAAUUAACGCAGGACUUUAGAGAUGUGGUCGAGGCUUGGUGCGCCGAGGAAGACCUCACCAUGGUACCGCUGCGUGAAGCACAUCCGCAAAGCGGAGCUCCUCUAUUUAGGAUCACAGCUAGUGCUACGGGCAAGGGCGGCGUAAUUGUUUAUCUCAAAGGCGACAUCGUGUGGGCUCAGAAGAAGGCGGAUCGAAGCGUCUAUGAACCGAUCGGGUUGGAUGAGAAGCUGGUUGAUCGUGCUGAAGGCAAGUGA
Molecule: messenger RNA, 2211 nt
Organism: Pseudocercospora fijiensis CIRAD86
Lineage: Eukaryota; Fungi; Ascomycota; Dothideomycetes; Mycosphaerellales; Mycosphaerellaceae
Exons: 1
Coding region: 1-2211 (736 amino acids)
Biological process (GO): spliceosomal complex disassembly
Cellular component (GO): U2-type post-mRNA release spliceosomal complex
Molecular function (GO): nucleic acid binding
Source: RefSeq, a predicted model, not a curated record